This is a messenger RNA of Scutellospora calospora, 267 nucleotides long. Lineage: Eukaryota; Fungi; Glomeromycota; Glomeromycetes; Diversisporales; Gigasporaceae. The record is from the annotation of a GenBank genome assembly.
AUGAUUAAUUAUUUUAAACUUCCAGAAACUACCAAAGCGAAGAAAUUACUACCUAAAGUGAAAAUUGGGCCAGAAAUCAUCAAAAUUGGGCCAGAAAUCAUCAAAGCGAAGGUUGGGCCAGAAAUCAUCAAAGCAAAGGCCAGAAAUCAUCAAAGUGAAGAAAUCACCAAAGCAAAAACUGGAAAUUAUCAAAGUGAAGAUAAAAAUCAUCAAAGUGAAGUUGGGCCAGAAACCACCAAAGUGAAGAAAUCACUACCUAAAGUGAAG